AUGGGUGACGACAUGAUUAUGCGCAAAAAUCCAGAAGCAAUUGAGCUCCAAUUCCACGACAGUGGUGAAUCUACAUUGAUAAAAAGCAAAAUUCUAGCCGAUCUUCAAAGCAGUCCGUGGGAAGCAGCUGUACGAGAGGAGAUCAAGAAACAAUUGAGCAAAUCUGACGACGAUAUGACGGCAAAGGAGCUGUUCGAUGCCGUCAAGGACAUGGCUCGUCGCGAAGUGCCAACUGACAUCAAGAAGCGACUUUAUGAGCAAAUCCUCGAGGUAUUACAAGUUGAUUUGUUAGUGAAUAUAUUCUGCUAUCUCAACACGUGGCCAGCAAUUCGCAUCAGCGAAUUCGACACCGGCAUCAAGUAUUUAGUGCUAUUCGAGCAGCUUCUUCCGGGGGUCCUGACAUUUUCUGGAUUUUUGUGUCAAUGUACAAUUGUGUCUUCGCCGUUUUGGAUGUCUGGUUCCUAUGCGAUGUCUGUGACGAUUCGUGACGGGGCUCUUGUAAAGUUUGUUAAUAAGCGAGUUUCUUCACUUAUAUAUAUGGUUAAUCCAUUGUUUGCAAUGUUUUAUUUCUCAAUGACGAUUUGCACUGGAGUUUUGACGGCUAUUAAUGUCUCAAAAUCAAUGUCAAAAGUCAAUUCCAAACGGCAUUUCAAAUAUGCUCAGAAAUUGACGAAUAUAGUAAUUGCGAAUGGUAUAAUCAUGUCUGGAAAUCUUAUGUUCACGAUUUUUAUUAGCUUGGGAAUUAUAUUUCAUAAAGAAUAUCGGCUUAGUUAUUUAAUAUUGUCUUGCACUUCGGAUAUGGUCACAUUGGCAAUGCCCUACAUUCUUUUGAUAUUUGACAGAAAUGUGAAGCGGCUUUUCGGCUUGUCGAAGAAGCCUGGAAAGUAUAUGCAUGCUGACAAGUCGAUGUCCAUUGGAAAAGUGGUUAAUUGA
Caenorhabditis bovis is the source of this 933-nucleotide messenger RNA. The record is from the annotation of a GenBank genome assembly. Lineage: Eukaryota; Metazoa; Nematoda; Chromadorea; Rhabditida; Rhabditidae.